Messenger RNA from Oncorhynchus gorbuscha (pink salmon), 2669 nucleotides. RefSeq names its product E3 ubiquitin-protein ligase rnf213-alpha. Gene Ontology annotation, biological process: negative regulation of non-canonical Wnt signaling pathway; ubiquitin-dependent protein catabolic process; sprouting angiogenesis. The transcript has 11 exons. The coding region runs from base 1 to 1635 and encodes 544 amino acids. The record is from RefSeq and is a predicted model, not a curated record. Gene Ontology annotation, molecular function: ATP hydrolysis activity; ubiquitin-protein transferase activity. Lineage: Eukaryota; Metazoa; Chordata; Actinopteri; Salmoniformes; Salmonidae. Gene Ontology annotation, cellular component: membrane; nucleolus; cytosol.
AUGGCUGGCUAUGAUUCCCAACUGUCAACUAAAGAGGCCAGAAAUACCUGGGAGACAACCGUUGCUACUGACAUCAUCACUCCUCAGUUGAAGCAUCUUGACCAGCGGCUGAGAGAGGUGAAUGCCACAAUCAGAAAUGACUCGCGUGUCUCCUCUAACUUCAUCAUGAGGGUGACAUUCGGGGAUGAGUGUCCGUUGUCCUCGCUACCUCGGGGCUCCCAGGUCCACUGUUCAGGAGUGUGGAGCUGCAGAGAGAGGGUGUCCCUACUCAGCCUCACCCACAUCGUAGAGCAGAACGACGGAAAGGACAAGCUCCCUCUACUAUGGAGGUUCCUACAGAAGGAGGCAGAGUUCCGGCUGGUGAGGUUCCUUCCAGAUAUCCUGGCCCUGCAGAAGAGUCUGGUGAAAAGGUUCCAGAGGUCAUCAGACUUGAUGAAUGACUCCAUUAGAGAGUUCAUCCAGAAACAGUCAGCACCGAUGAGAGUGUGCUAUGAGAAACGAAUCCAGAUCUUCCUGAAUACAUGGAACUUGCUCAGAUUGUCAGUAGCCACCAGUGAAAUAAAGAUCCCAGAAGAGUUCUGGAAGGAGAAUUUGGACCAGGACAGUGACCUCCAAUACCUCCUGCCACGGCGCCAGGGUCCAGGCCUGUGUUCCACCGCUCUGCUCAGUCACCUGGUGGCUCUGUACAAUGAGCUGCUUCACGCUGUGGACCGCCACACUGGGGAAGAGACCAGCUACAAGGUGAGUCUGUCAGAGCUGACAGAUCUGCAUGUGAUCCGCUAUGAAGUGGAGAAGGACCUGCUGCCCCUGGUGCUGUCAAACUGCCAGUACAGCCUGGAGCGCGGCAAGGAGACCCUGUCUGAGUACGACCUUCCCAAGAUCCAGCAGCAGGUCCUAACCCGCUUCCUGCAGGGCAAACCCCUCAUCACACUAACUGGAAUCCCGAUUUUGGUCACCAGACAUGAAAGAGAUUACGAAAGCAUUUUGAAAACAGUGAAAGGAAAAGUGUCUCAGGAGCGUCUGCCGUCCCUGACCCUCACAGCCCUGUCCAGGGAUCUGGAGUCGUACAGUGAGGUGUGUGAUGCCCUGAAGGCUAUGGAGCUGGCUCUGGGCUUCCUGUCCAUGACUGGGGGAGACACCCACAUGCCCUUGGUGCGUUACCUGGAGGACAUGCUCAGGAUGAGCAAGCAGACCGAACCACACUUCUUAAAGGCUCUGGGCAGAUGCAGUCUGAAGCACUGUGUGGCUCUGUGGCAGCUCCUCUCUUCCCUCAAAUCAGAGAACAUGCUGAAGAGUCUGAAGAAGGACCCAUUCUCUGGGGUCUCGGCUGAGUACCAGAAGCACCUGGAGGAGGAGCAGAAGAAGCUGCUCCAAGGUUUCAUCACCGUGGGGAACAUCAACACCUGGCUGCUGGAGAUGCACGAGUUCCUCCUGCUGAACCUGGGGAGCCCUCGUGCCUCGGAUACCUAUGGACCACACUGGAGUGUCAAAGAAACUUUGGCUGCAUACAUGGACCGCAAAGAAGUACAAGUCCCUCCUGACGUGGAGGCUUCCUUCCCCGACGAGAUACUCCUCUCGCAGAUUGUGGAGACCUGGAAAUUUACUGUGACUUACAAACAAGAAUGGAUGAUGUAAUCGAUUCCACCUGAAUGUGAUUUGUAAAGGACUACACUGGAUCACCGGGGAAAUGUUAGAAUAGAACACAAGAAUGGAUGAUGUAAUCGAUUCCACCUGAAUGUGAUUUGUAAAGGACUACACUGGAUCACCGGGGAAAUGUUAGAAUAGAACACAAGUGCUUCUGAUUGUAUGCUGUAUAGAUGUAUGUGCUUUCUCCAGUGAUCUCACAGUAUGUGCCACACUGACACACCAUACUUAGAUACUAAGAGGAUUUAUAACUGGUAUGUGGGGAAUCUUGCCUUUCUCCUUACAAAACCUGCCUUGAAUGCAACAUUUUCUCAGGAAAACAUUCCAAAUAUCAUUUUUUUGCUCAGACUAUGGGGUUGGUUCAAUCCGUAUCGCUGAUGUUCAGGGCAAUAGCGCAAUUGAAUAUUAAAGACAUUGUUACUGCGUUCACAGAGACAGCAUUCACGGUAAACGCUGCAUAUGUCGGCUCAAUUGGCUCAAUUGGAAAUUACCUUUACAUUUUAAGCGCGCCAUAUUUUAAGCGCGCCAUAGUGGUGGACUUCGGGUAAACGGAUUGAAUCAAGCCUUAUUUAAGCCAAACUGUGUUUACAGAAUGUUUUAUGCAAUCAUUUUUGUUACUAGAUGUUUAUUUUGUGGGAAAUAUUUUUUACAUUAUUUGAGAGACUAACUCCUGUGCCGUUUUUAUGUUUACCACAUGUUUAUGUUAUGCUCUUCUCUUUUACACAUUGUACUUUUAAAUGGGUUUAUAUUUUGGGAGAAUAUUGGUGGUUGGUGUUAUUUUAAAGUUAAUAUUUCCAAACAUUGAGUUCAAAUCAGUGCAAUAAGCAUCCGCUUGAGGGUGCUAUUGGCCCACAUUUUGUAAUUUACAGUCCUGAAGAUCUAAAAUCAAGUUAAUUAAAUACAUGACCUAAUCAUUUUAUCUGCCUGGUUUUAAUGUAUUCUGGUUGAAUAUGACUACAUUAUCUUCUUCCAUUUGUUUAAAAAAAUGUGUCCAAAUCACGGCAUCUUGAAAUAAAAGGUCUGGU